Molecule: messenger RNA, 9779 nt
Organism: Phyllopteryx taeniolatus (common seadragon)
Lineage: Eukaryota; Metazoa; Chordata; Actinopteri; Syngnathiformes; Syngnathidae
Gene: ptprfa
Product: protein tyrosine phosphatase receptor type Fa
Exons: 35
Coding region: 3204-8963 (1919 amino acids)
Biological process (GO): protein dephosphorylation
Molecular function (GO): protein tyrosine phosphatase activity; protein binding
Source: RefSeq, a predicted model, not a curated record
UCACCGCAAGUACACCUUUUUUUUUUUUUUUCCCCUCACCAUGGGGGCGUUUUGUUUAGUCAUGUGACGUGUCCGGAAGUGGUGGGGAAACUUUUCAACAUUUCAACAACCAAAAUAAAUUUCGUUUAUUUGCGACCUUAAGUGGCGACCAGUCAAGGGUCUAAACGGCCUCUCGUCCCAAGUCAUGUGGGAGCCGUCACCAUUAUGACGAGCGCAAGGAAAAUAAUAAUACAAAACUAGCUGGUUGAUGUCGUUUCUACGGAACCCCUAAAGGGACAUGGCGGGGGGGCGGGGCGGAAUAAACAAAUUAACAAAACCCAUUUUGCUCAUCCUGCUGCUACACUCGUGUGACGAAAGUUUACAUCGAUGCUCACCGCCAGUCUUCUUUUAUUUGGUCGAUGACGCCAUCAGGUUUACAAAAACAAACGUUUGGAGGAAGGAGCGCUGCUGCUUCUGCUGCCAUACACUCGUGUGACGUCAAGCAAUGAAAGUAAAGAUGAAUCUGAUUCUGACUCUGAUUCUGAUUCUAAUUGUGAUUCUGAUUCGAGCCACCAGGUGGCGCUACUUGUCAAAGCUGUUGCAACAUUUGCCGGAUAUGCAGCUUCAGGUCCAUGUACUAGUGCACUCUUUUGUCCUCACUAGGAAGACAUUUCAGCGCACUAGUAGAGCAAUUGGUCUUAGUAACACUUCCGCUACUAGUGUCAGUUUUCAGUUUGCAAUGAAACGUACCGGUUGACUACUGUGAUGCAGUAGUAACACUACUAGGCCCAACGAGUAAAUCAUCUGUCACGCACUAGUAGCCUUCUGAUCAAGGAUAUAGAAUAAAUUCUUUCCAUGAAGCAGUUUGAGCAUUUUCUGGAUAUUCUGGCUAGCCGGCUUAAGCCCCAUGUACUAGUAGACUUUUUGUCCUCACAAGUAAGACAAUUCAGUCCAGUAGUAAAACGAUGAUUUACAUUUGGCCUACUGGUAUGAAAAGUCAGCAUACUGCCACGCCCUAGCAGUAGUCAAGUGCCAUGCACUAGUAGCCUAGUUAUAUGGAAGAAAUGCUUUCCAUGAAUUGUUUCAGCAUUUCUUCCAUGUCCAAGUACGAGUACGCGCUUUGUCCUCACUAGUAAGAUAGUUCAGCACACUAGUGGAAUUACACGGGCGCAGUAGUCAUGUUUUUUUUCACUAUUAGGGUUAGUGACAUGAUAUCAUUUUACCAUUUAACAUCUAGUGCUUCACUGGUAGUGCCCAGAUGUCAAUUAGUGCCCAGUUUGGCCAUAGUUGAACAUUUUGACAUUGUAUUAUAACAUAUUUGUAUCUAGUUCAUUGUAAAAUAGUAAACAUCAAUUGAUAAACUAGUGUUGAUUUGUAUUUUUAUUUUUCCUUGGAAGUGAUUUGUAAAUGUUUGGAAAUGAUCUAAUGCGAUUGUUGUUGUUGUUUGUUUUUUUUCUUUGCGGUGCCGAGCGGACGCAGGACGCCAUCUGUCACCGGGAGUCCGCCUCGCGAGAACCGCGCUAAUAUUAGCAUGCGUGCCCUCAGGGAGGCGGGGCCAUCUGGUGGGCUCUUAAACACGGAGGGGGCGGCUUGACCACAAGUUUGCGGGCUGGACCGUCAAGUUUUUGCAAACACAGGAUUUUGAUUUGGAUCUUUGCGACUUUUGCGUUAAGAUUAUUUUGCAAACUGUAAUUGGAUUUCAUGCUUUCGUUUGACAGGCUUCCCUCGCAAUAUCGCUGUUCGCCUUUUGCAGAUUCAGUGCAUUGCGUUUAAAAAAAAUACAAACUCUGACAAAAAUAAUAUACAAAAAACUGAAUAUGAUACAAUAGAUAUCAAUACAAAAUGACCAAAAACUUGAUAUGAAUCUACUAAUAUUGGAAUGAAAAUGGCAAUUUGCAUUGUAAAGCCACGUUUAUUUAUUUGACGAGAAUUUGAGCAAAAAUUGCCAAUUCACGCAACUUUAUGAAGGGAUUAAUAUGACAAAAUGAAAUAAAAUGAAAUAUAUUUGACCAUAAAUGACCCAAAAACACAAAAAAAAUACAAAAGAAAAUUCACAAAACACAGUUAAUAAGCCUCACAUACUUUAAUAAUUAAAAUAAACUCUGACAGUGUUGACAUACAAAAUAUGAUAAAUGAAUACGAUACAAUAGGUAUGAAUUCAAAAUGGACUAAAUUUGACCAAAAUUGAGAGGAAUCCAUUAAUAUUUCAAUACAAAAUGGACAAAAAAUGGAAUGACCUUAACUAAUAUUUGAAAAAGAAAUGGUAAUUAUUAUUGCAUGACCAAUUAUUUUUUGAUUUGACAUUAAAUUGUGAACAAUAAGAGAUAAUUAGCAUCACACAAUUGGUUGCUUAGACAAAAUCUGACCAAAGCAGCAUAAAAUUGAUGACAAACUGGAUAAAAAGGUCAACAAAAUAACACAAAAAAGACCACAGAACGAGUUGAUGAGCAGCAUACAUUCACCUUUUUGUUUGACGAAAAAGUGGACCAAUGACAAAAUCUGACAAAAAUGGCACAAAUAAUAAUUGAAAAGAAAAACUUUUAGCAUAAAAUGUAAUACAUGAUCUAAAAUGACUUUGAAGGGGCAUAAAGUCCUCAAAAAAGCUGUAUCGAGUUAUGAUUUAGAAUCUAAACUGUAAAUUCUGAGACGCUUAAAAAUUGUGACGUCAUGAUUGACGUGCGUGAGAGCCGCGACAAAGCUCGCCGACCAAUCAGCGUCGUCAGGUUCGCUGGACUUUCCGGAAAGAGCCGAGGUCGUCCGAGGUUUGCCGAAGUCUGCCGAGCGACCAGCAAGCAUCAGCGCCGAGCUCGGUCGCUUUCUUUCUUUCUUUCUUUCUUUCCUCUUCUAAUUCUUCUUGUUCUUCUUUUCUUUCUUUCUUUCUUUCUUUUUCUAAUUCUUCUUCCUGUUCUCGUUGACGGCCAGGCAGCCGGACGGAGCGGAAUCAGCGGACGAACAGAACCGGAAGAGGAGAAACGCGCAAGGAUUUAACGGGACUUUUUUUUUUUUUCCUUCUUCUUUUUUUUGUCAUUGGGAUUUUCCUCGUGAGGACUGAUUUUGUUUUCUGUUUUUUUUUUUUUUGUUUUUUUUUUUUUGUGGAUGUCGUGGUGCGGACCACCUGAAGAAGACCACCUCCACCCACCUCCCCGGGAAGAUGGUGUCUCUCGAUGACGGCGUGAAUUUGUAGCCAACCGGCAGCCUCGUCAGGAGCGUAGAGGAGAGAGAAGAUGGGCAUGCGCCGCAUCUGUCGGCCCGACGCUGGCGCCGUUCCCCUCCUGGCGCUCUUGUUGUCGUCCGCCUCGCUGGUGCUGCCGUCUCACGCCGACAGCGUGCCGAGCUUCGUCAAGUCGCCCGACGACCUGACGGGCAUCUCGGGGGGCGUGGCCUCGUUCGUGUGCCAGGCGCUGGGCGAGCCCAAGCCGCGCAUCACCUGGAUGAAGAAGGGCAAGAAAGUCAGCUCGCAGCGAUUUGAGGUGAUCGAGUUCGACGACGGCUCGGGUUCGGUUUUACGCAUCCAGCCGCUGAGGACGCACCGCGACGAGGCCGUCUACGAAUGCAAUGCCGCCAACAGCCUGGGAGAGAUCAACACCAGCGCCAAACUCACCGUACUGGAAGAGGAGCAGAUCCCUCACGGCUUCCCGAGCAUCGACAUGGGACCUCAGCUGAAAGUGGUGGAGAGGACGCGCACGGCCACCAUGUUGUGCGCCGCCAGUGGAAACCCAGAUCCCGAGAUCUUCUGGCUCAAGGACUUCCUGCCCGUGGACAUCGAAAGCAGCAACGGACGCAUCAAGCAGCUGCGCUCAGGUGGUACACCGAUCAGAGGCGCUCUUCAGAUCGAGAACAGUGAAGAGUCGGACCAGGGGAAGUACGAAUGUGUGGCCGUCAACUCAGCCGGGACCAGAUACUCGGCCCCAGCGAACCUCUACGUUCGAGUUCGCCGGGUGCCGCCACGUUUCUCCAUCCCGCCGUCCCACCACGAGGUGAUGCCCGGGGGCGGCGUCAACCUGACGUGCGUGGCGGUGGGCGCGCCCAUGCCCUACGUCAAGUGGAUGAGCGGCGAGGCCGAGCUGACCCGCGAGGAGGAGAUGCCCAUCGGACGUAACGUGCUGGAGCUGGCCGACAUCCGCCAGUCGGCCAACUACACCUGCGUGGCCAUUUCCUCGCUGGGCGUCAUCCAGACCACCGCGCAGAUCACCGUCAAAGCCCUGCCCAAGCCCCCCACCUCCCUCAUGGUGACCGAGACCACCGCCACCAGCGUCACCCUAACGUGGGACUCGGGCACCCCGGAGCCCGUGUCCUACUACGUGAUCCAGUACCGGGCCAAGGCGUCGGACGACGGCUUCCAGGAGGUGGACGGCGUGGCCACCACCCGCUACAGCAUCGGGGGUCUCAGCCCCUUUUCCCAAUACGACUUCCAGGUAAUGGCGGUCAACAACGUGGGCCGGGGGCCGCCCGGGGCCUCGGUGGACACGCGCACCGGCGAGCGGGCGCCCUCCUCGCCCCCUCUUGGCGUCAAGGCCCGGAUGCUGAGUCCCACCACCGCGCUGGUCCAGUGGGAGCCCCCCGAGGAGGCCAACGGGCAAGUCCGGGGCUACCGGGUCUACUACAGCGCCGACCCACGGGCGGCGCUCGGCGCCUGGAGCGAACACGACGCGGACGACGGCCGGCUGACCACCCUGGCCGGACUCACCCCCGACGUCACCUACGGCCUCAGGGUGCUCGCCUUCACCUCGGUGGGCGACGGACCCCCGUCCGACGUCCUGCUCAUCAAGACGCAGCAAGGAGUUCCUGCUCAGCCGUCCGAUUUGGAGGCCGAGGCCGAGCUGGACUCUCGGAUCGUGCUGACGUGGCUCUGGCCCGUCCGGGACCCGGUCGUCGGCUACGAGCUGCUCUACUGGGAGGCCAACGAGCCCCAGGAGAAGCACCGCGUGACCUUUGAGCCCACCGGAUCGUACGCCGUGGACGGGUUGAAAGCCGACACCGUCUACGCGUUCACCCUGGCCGCCAGGUCCGAGACGGGCUUAGGAGUCUUCACCGAGCCCAUCGAGGGCAGGACCGCCCGAUCCACCCCCUCGGUGCCCCCCCGAGACGUCCGUCUGCUCAGCCUGAGCUCCACCAGCAUCCAAGUGAGUUGGGAGCCGCCGGCCUCUGCCGCCGGACUCCGCGAUGCCGGCGUCGCCGGCUACUCCCUCGCCUACCGCGCGCUGGCCGGGGAGGACGCGCAGCGCCACCAGGUGACGGGCAUCGGCGCCGACGUGCACAGCUUCGUGCUGGAGGGUCUGGAAAAGUGGACGGAAUAUUCCGUGUGGGUGCGAGCGCUCACCGACGUCGGGCCCGGACCGGAGAGUCCUCCGGCCCGCGUCAGGACGCAGGAAGACGUGCCGGGAGCGCCGCCCAGAAAGGUGGAGGCGGACGCCGUCAACUCCACGGCGGUGCGGGUCAGCUGGAAGCCGCCGCUGUCGCUCAAACAGAACGGACAGGUGCGAGGCUACCAGAUCGUCUACUCCAGGAUGGAGAAAGGCGAGCCUCGCGGCCAGCCGCUCAUCGUGGACGUCGCCCGGCCCAACGCUCAGGAAGCCAUUUUGACGGGCCUGCUGCCGGAGACCAGCUACUCGCUGACGGUGGCGGCGUACACCACCAAGGGGGACGGCGCCCACAGCAAGGCCCGGCUGGUCACCACCACGGGCGCAGUACCAGGCAAGCCCACCAUGAUGAUCAGCACUACCAUCGGCAACACGGCGCUGAUCCAAUGGCAGCCGCCCAAGGAGAUGGUGGGCGAGCACGUGGGCUACCGGCUGCAGUACAAGCGGGCCGAGGAGGAGUCCUUUGCCGUCAGAGACUUCCGCAAGACCGACGACCACUUCACCGUCACCGGUCUCCACAAGGGGGCCACCUACAUCUUCAAACUGUGCGCCAAGAACCGGGCGGGCAACGGCGAGGAGUACGUGAAGGAGAUCAGCACCCCAGAGGACGCCCCCGCCAGCUACCCCCUCAACCUCAGCGUGGUGGGCUUGACCGCCACCGCCACCCGGCUGUCCUGGGAGCCGCCCCCGCUGGCCGAGCGCAAUGGGAAGAUCGUCAAGUACGUGGUGGUGUACCGCGACAUCAACAGCCAGAACGAGAGCGCCGACACCACCGAGGAAACGCACGUGAGCCUGAGCGGCCUGCGGCCGGACACCACCUACGACAUCCGUGUGCAGGCCUUCACCGCGAAGGGCGGCGGACCCCUCAGCCCCAGCAUACAGAGCAGGACCAUGUCCACCGCAAUGUCGGUGUUCACCCAAAACUUCGGUGUGAAGGCGGUUACGAAAACAUCCGUGCUGUUGACCUGGGAUGUUCCUGAGACCUUUGAGUCCGAGGUGCCCCUUAAGAUCCUCUAUAACCAGCAGAGCGUGGAGGUGCGCGGCGAACGCAAGAGGAUGCUCAUCACGCAGCUCUCGCCCGACACCGAAUACUCCUUUGUGCUGAUGAGCCGCGGGAACAGCGCCGGCGGCCUCCAGCAGCAGGUCUCCGUCCGGACCCCUCCGGACCUGCUCCCGAACAAACCGUCAGAGUAUCCGCCGGAUGUGGAGGAGGGCGGGAAAGUCACACUGCGGCUGCCUCGGGUUCCGCCUGAAGUCCCAGUCAGGUGGUUCUACAUUGUGGUUGUCCCGGUCACACCGGCGUCCCUGAGGUGGGAGAACCCUGAAGACAUGGACCUCCAAGAGCUCUUGGAUGGCGAGGGCGACGCCAGGAGGAAGAGGAGGCAGAUCGAGAGCGACUUCCUCCGGCCGUACGUGGCGGCCAAGCUGGACUCGCUUCCUGACGUUUUCACGCUGGGCGACGGCCACGCGUACCACGGCUUCCGCAACAAGGCGUUGCCGGGGCAACAGCAAUACCGAUGCUUCGUGCUGGUCGAGCUGAUGAACGGCGAAACCAGGACACUGGCAGCCAGUCCGUUCUCGGAAGCCAUCCUGGUGAAGCUCCACAGCGGGAUGGCACGCCACUCCGAGGACUCCGAGAUGCUUUGGGUGAUGGGACCCGUGCUGGCCGUCAUCCUCAUCGUCAUCAUCGUCAUCGCCAUUCUUCUCUUCAAGAGCAAGCAAGAAAGGAAGCGGACGUGUCCGUCGUCCAAAGACGAGCACAUGGCGGACGUGAAGGACUCACUCCUGGCCCACUCGUCCGACCCCGUGGAGAUGAGGAGGCUCAACUAUCAGACCCAAGGUGGCAGCACAGUCAGCUGUCCAACCACACCAAGAAUGAGGCAACAUCCUCCCAUCGCCACCUGCGACCUGGCCGACCACAUCGAGCGACUCAAGGCCAACGACGGCCUGCGCUUCUCGCAGGAGUACGAGUCCAUCGACCCCGGUCAGCAGUUCACGUGGGAACAUUCCAACAUGGAGAUCAACAAGCCCAAGAAUCGCUAUGCCAAUGUCACCGCCUACGACCACUCCAGAGUCCUCCUCACGCCCGUGGACGGAGUUCUGGGCAGCGACUACAUCAACGGAAACUACGUGGACGGCUACAGGAAGCAGAACGCCUACAUCGCCACGCAGGGACCGCUGCCCGACACGCUCGGAGACUUCUGGAGGCUCGUGUGGGAACAGCGCACCUGCACAGUCGUCAUGAUGACGCGUCUGGAGGAGAAGUCGCGAGUGAAGUGCGAGCAGUACUGGCCCAGUCGUGGUACUGAAACCUACGGCAUGAUCCAGGUGACCGUGUUGGACACUGUGGAGUUGGCCACCUACAGCGUGCGCACAUUCGCACUCUACAAGAAUGGUUCGAGCGAGAGGAGGGAGGUGCGCCAGUUCCAGUUCAUGGCCUGGCCCGACCACGGCGUGCCUGAGUAUCCUACGCCCACGCUGGCCUUCCUGCGCAGGGUCAAAGCCUGCAACCCCCCGGACGCCGGACCCAUGGUGGUCCACUGCAGCGCGGGGGUGGGCCGCACGGGCUGCUUCAUGGUGAUCGAUGCCAUGCUGGAGCGCAUGAAGCACGAGCAUUCGGUGGACGUGUACGGACACGUCACCUGCAUGAGGGCCCAGAGGAACUACAUGGUCCAGACCGAGGACCAGUACGUGUUCAUCCACGAGGCCCUGCUGGAGGCCGCCGUCUGCGGGAACACCGAGGUGGUGGCGCGAAACCUCUACGCGCACAUACACAAGCUCAGCCAAGUGCCGACCGGGGAGACCGUCACCGCCAUGGAACUGGAGUUUAAGAAGUUGGCCAAUUCCAAAGCACAUACCUCACGUUUCAUCAGCGCCAACCUGCCGUGCAACAAGUUCAAGAACCGCCUGGUGAACAUCAUGCCUUUCGAGUCCAGCCGCGUCUGCCUGCAGCCCAUCCGAGGCGUGGAGGGGUCCGACUACAUCAACGCCAGCUUCAUCGACGGAUACAGGCUGCAGAGAGCCUAUAUGGCCACCCAGGGCCCCUUAGCCGAGACCACCGAGGACUUCUGGAGGAUGCUGUGGGAACACAACUCCACCAUCGUCGUCAUGCUCACCAAACUGCGCGAGAUGGGACGGGAAAAGUGCCACCAGUACUGGCCCGCUGAGCGCUCGGCCCGCUACCAGUACUUUGUAGUGGACCCCAUGGCCGAGUACAACAUGCCGCAGUACGUCCUGAGGGAGUUCAAAGUGACUGACGCCAGGGACGGCCAGUCGAGGACCAUCAGGCAGUUCCAGUUCAGCGACUGGCCCGAGCAGGGAGUGCCCAAGAACGGGGAAGGCUUCAUAGACUUCAUCGGACAAGUCCACAAAACCAAGGAGCAGUUCGGCCAGGACGGACCAAUCACUGUGCACUGCAGCGCCGGCGUGGGGCGCAGCGGCGUCUUCAUCACGCUGAGCAUCGUCCUGGAGAGGAUGAGGUACGAGGGCGCGGUCGACGUCUUCAACACGGUCAAGACCCUCAGGACUCAGCGGCCCGCCAUGGUGCAGACCGAGGACCAGUAUCAGCUGUGCUACCGGGCCGCUCUGGAGUACCUGGGAAGCUUUGACCACUAUGCAACAUAACCGCACCCUGAAGACCACCCUUGUGCCAGCCAUGCCCGCUACGCUCCGACCACGAGGAGGUGACCAGUCGGGGGCCUGACUGACUCCCGACUCUCACCGAACCCUCGCCAACCCCUCCCGGAACCCCCAAACACCCGUGGCUCCUUCCUUGAUCUUGUACAAAUGAUUUUAUAUCAAUAUCUAUUAAUCUUUUCAUUUUCGAUAAGCACUGCUGAAGACAUGUCUUUUCCAACAUGCUAUGAUCAUGAUGACUAUUAGUAUUAUUAAUAUUCACCUGCUGCUACUUUGCUUUUCCACCAUAGACAUGAUACUCCAAUGUUAUUUUAUUUUUUAUUGUUUUUGCGGGAGGGGGUGGGGGGUCCAAACUUCUUGACGACGUUUAUUUUUGGGGUGUUCUAACUCCCUAACGACGGAGCACUUCAGACAAACGGUUCAAAUGCAAACUUUAUGGCUCUGAAAAAGCUCAACAGGAAGUGGAGCCACUGCAAGUCUGGGUGCACUUCUUGUUAUACGUGAGCUGUGGUCCAGUAUACAAGGAGUGUACCCUGACAUAUUGGGAUUUUCAAACGAUAUAGUCAUCAAACAGAGGAGAAUAAUGACGUGUCACUCCAAAGAUGAGAAAGUAUCGUUUAUGAGGUUUAGUCAUUUUGGGGGGUGCAAAGUGACCAAAUGACAGUGCUUCAGUCAUCUGUGGAUGAGGGGAGAUGCAUUACGGUCAAUCAAAAAAAUAUAGAUUUUAUGUUGUCUCUUGCAUAUGUGAUCUCUUCUCUAUUUUUAAAUAAAAAAGAUGGAAAUAAAAGGCUUUGGAAACCUUGA